GAAAAUACUUCAUUGAAAGCCAGUUCAUGUUCCCUCAUGUCUCGGCAAGCAGCUGGUAGUGUUGUACCACAAGCUUCAGGUCCUGUUGGGACUAUGUUUCAUCAGAGCCAGGCUCUUUCACCAUCACCUCCUGAUAUAACCAAGCUACCUUGUUCAAGAUUUGUUCAACGAAGUGAGAGUAGUAGAGUGGAUGUUACAAAGCAUCCAUUGCUGACAACAGAUGUUUUUCAGAUGACCAAGGAGCACCAUAGUGACCUGCAACAACUGUUACUGCAGGCUACUGAUGAGGUGUGUGAGAUUAUCUGCACGGCCAGCACUGCUGCAUUAAUGAAUCUUGGUGUCAGUGACUACACUCGUCUGCAAGCCCUGCUAGCUAUCAGAAAACAAAUCAAGGACAGGCAAAGCUUGAUCACAUUAUCAGCUACCUGUGGAUCACCCGACAACGGUGCACAUUCCUUUCUACAAAACUGCCACUCAAACAUCUUACCAGUGAAAGAUGCUGAGAAUGUUAAUGCCAGUAAGGUCAUGACCCACACAUCUCCUUCAGUCUCUAAGUCUGUUGUGAAAAAAAUUCCUGUCACCAGACUCCAGCCUGUGACUGCCUCACCAGUCCCCUGUGGAGACAGCUUCUUUGAAGACGCUGACAAGUUCACCCAGUCACACACAAGCUACUUACAAGACACUCGUCCCAUAGCUCUCAUUUCUGCUGGCGAUCCUGUCCCAACAAAUGUUUCCAAGGACAGAGAGUCGUUUUCAGGCUCAAUCACUUCAUUUUCAGGUUCUCAGUUUCAACAGACAAAAAAUUGCACUGUGAGCGUUAGACAGAAUUCUGACAGCUCACCUAUUGUCAUCAACGAUGAUAGCAAUAAUGCCUUGAGAGAUGUUUGUGUUGAUAGUUUCAGGUUUGACUAUGAUAUAUCAGUAGCUUCUCAUAAGUCCAAUGCAAAACAGAAUGAGAGACGUGCUGAUUGGAGCACAGAUUCUAACUGUACAUCAUUUGAAAGUAUUGUAGAUGGUUUUGAAGAAAAUGGCGAUGAUUUUGACAUGGCAGAUAUAAAAGAGUGGGAUAAACAGGCUGGUGAAAGUGAUGCUGAUACUUUGAAAUCAACUUCAUUGGACACCACCAAUACAGAAGCAGAUCCAUACAUCCCGAUGUUUGGAUCAUCAGACAAGGAUGAUGGAGCAACAGGUGAGUUUGAUGGAGAGAACUUUCCUCACAGCAAGGAGCUACGAAAAGUGUUUCACACUGUUUUUGGAUUACGAGAGUUUCGCCACAACCAGCUACAAGCCAUCAAUGCAGCUCUGCUGGGUCAUGACUGUUUCAUUCUUAUGCCCACAGGUGGAGGGAAGAGUUUGUGUUACCAGCUUCCAGGACUGGUCGCUCGAGGAGUUUCAGUCAUUGUGUCACCUCUACGAGCACUGAUACAAGAUCAGGUUCAGCGUCUUAUUGCCUUUGAUAUUCCUGCUGCCCACUUGUCAGGGGAGAUGGACACAGGUCAAGCAAACACAGUGUACUCUCAACUGUACCAAAGAGAUCCUGGUGUUAAGCUACUUUAUGUAACACCAGAAAAACUUUCAGCUAGUGACAAGCUUCUCAGCAGCCUGGAAUCGUUGUUCAGACGUCAGAUGCUGAAUCGAUUUGUUAUAGAUGAGGCUCACUGUGUUAGUCAGUGGGGUCAUGACUUUCGCCCUGACUACAAGAAACUAAAUGUCCUUCGAACCAAAUUUCCUGGUGUUCCUGUCAUGGCACUGACAGCAACAGCCACACCAAGAGUGAGACGUGAUAUCAUUCACCAGCUAGCCAUGAAAGAACCUAAGUGGUUUAUGCAGAGUUUCAAUCGUCCCAACCUGAAGUAUUCGGUGAAACCCAAGAAACCUUCCAAUGCAACUGCAGAUGUCACUGAAAUGAUAAAAUCCAACUUUAAACAUGACUGUGGCAUCAUCUACUGUCUUUCAAGGAAAGAAUGUGAUACAGUAGCAGAACAGUUGAAAAAGUCAGGUAUUGAGGCAGAGUCCUAUCAUGCAGGACUGUCUGACUCUGAAAGAAAUCGUGUUCAAGACCGUUGGCUAAAUGGUGACAAGUGUCAGGUUAUCUGUGCCACCAUUGCUUUUGGCAUGGGCAUUGACAAGGCUGAUGUGCGUUUUGUGAUUCAUUACUCUCUGCCCAAAUCUGUGGAAGGAUAUUACCAGGAAGCAGGGCGUGCUGGAAGAGAUGGCAUGCUGGCCCACUGUAUACUCCUGUACACAUACAGUGAUGUCAGACGCCUGCGUAGCAUGAUUGAAAGAGAUCAGUGUGCCACAUAUGAAUCGAAAAGAGUGCACAUCAACAACUUGUUUCGCAUGGUCCACUACUGUGAGAAUGUGGCAGACUGUCGAAGAUCUCAAGUUCUUCAUUAUUUUGGAGAACACCAUUUCGACCGUGAACACUGUAAUGUGGUUCCUGGUGCCCUCUGUGAUAACUGCAAGUCAAAGGAUCUUUUCAUUGUUCGAGAUGUUACUGAAGAUGCCAAAGAGAUUGUCAAGUGUGUUCGAGAGUUGACCUCUGGUCGAAGAAGUGAUUACACUCUUCUACAUUUUGUGGAGAUAUUUAAAGGUUCACAAAACACGCGCAUUAUGGAUCUGGGUCACAAUAAGCUGGCACUUCAUGGCCGUGGCACAGCCUACAGUCGAGGUGACGCAGAGCGUUUGCUGCACCGUCUUGUGAUUGAAGAGAUCCUAGCAGAGGAAUUGAGAACUACUGCUGCAGACACAACAGCCUGUUAUAUUAUGCUUGGUUCAAAGGCAGCUGACCUAAUGCACGAUAAAAUCAAGGUUCAGAUGGCUGUGCAGGGUGGCCGCAAGCAAAACAAGAUGUGUCGCAUUGGCCAGGAGCCCCAGACCAGUCGGCAGCAACUGAUAGACAACUGCUACAAGGAGCUCGUGAUUCUGGCAAAGACCAUUGCCUCUGAGCAUGGAAGCAAGAAUUAUGCCUUGAUUUUCCCCAACGCUAUGCUGUGGCAACUUGCUGAGAAGACCCCUCUGACUGUGGAGGAGAUGAAGAAGGAGAUUGAUGGAAUGCCAGAGACCAAGAUCAACAAAUAUGGUGCCCAUAGGUUUUUGGACAUUACUACCAAGUUCUGCAUUAUGGUUUCAACCUUGCCCAAUGAAGAUCUGAAAGACAACGAUGCAGAACUUCACAAGACAGAGGACUGGGCAUCCCCUUAUUUUUCUGCCCCAAGCACAAGUGUCACUCCAAGAAGAGGAUAUGGAAGAGGAAAGCGUGGGCGGCCUAAACCCAGGAAAAAGAACUCACACGGUGGAGUGAAAAGAAAGGGUGGAAGCAGUGUUGGCACAAGAGGAAGAGGUCAGCGAGGUCAUUCUUCUUUCAGAGGAAGUUUCACAUCGAGUUCAGAGAGCAGAGGAUCAGCCAAAUCAGGACCAUCUCGAGGAGGCGGAGUAACCAAAUCAACCUUGGGAAUGAUGCCUGACCCUCGUUCCAGACCCUAUCUUGCCUCAGUUGGUUCUUAUAUGGGAUAGGUGUGGGUGUGAGGAGUAGAGGAGGAGGAAAGAAGACAAACGAGUGGUGUAUAAACUGGUUUAAAUAUCAAAACAGAAACUGGAGGUAGAUGCAGUAAAAAACUACCAUAGUCUUUUACAGCCUGUCUGUAUCUAUGUCUCUGGGAUGUUUACAAUAUGAGUAUGCUUCUAAAUGCUGUUGUGAAUAUAGGCAGAUUGAAAAAUUUUAUGUAAUGGGUCAUGUUUAUUCUGGAUGUAAAUAGGUAGGUUUGGUAAGGAAAAUUUAUUAAAAGAUUAAUGAGAAAUGGU
Messenger RNA from Pomacea canaliculata, 3804 nucleotides. Its product is annotated as Bloom syndrome protein homolog. The record is from RefSeq and is a predicted model, not a curated record. NCBI's taxonomy places the organism in Eukaryota, Metazoa, Mollusca, Gastropoda, Architaenioglossa, Ampullariidae. The transcript is spliced from 19 exons. The coding region runs from base 37 to 3516 and encodes 1159 amino acids. Gene Ontology annotation, molecular function: 3'-5' DNA helicase activity; ATP binding; four-way junction helicase activity. Gene Ontology annotation, cellular component: cytoplasm; chromosome; nucleus. Gene Ontology annotation, biological process: DNA replication; double-strand break repair via homologous recombination.